UUAGUUAGUCGUGUACCCAUGAUUCCAAACAGUGUGGUGUUUUCUUGAUUAUUUAUUCACUUCUUCUUUUAAUUUUUUUUUUUUGUUUUGGUUUAUGCUAUGGCGGGGAAUCAACAGUUUUGUUUAAGAUGGAAUAAUCAUCAAAGUACACUUAUAUCUGUGUUCGAUAGUCUUUUAGAAAGUGGCACAUUGGUUGAUUGUACAUUGGCUGCGGAGGGCCAGUAUUUAAAAGCCCAUAAAGUUGUAUUAUCGGCAUGCAGCCCCUUCUUCGAGGUUGUCUUUAGUCAACAUUAUGAGAAGCAUCCUAUUAUAAUCUUGAAAGAUGUAACUUUCACUGAAUUAAAAGCAAUGCUGGAUUAUAUGUAUCGUGGGGAAGUUAACAUCUCACAAGAACAGCUUGGUACAUUUCUUAAAGCUGCUGAAUCAUUACAGAUUAAAGGUUUAACAGACAGUGGAAAUGGUGAAAUAAAAAGAGAAAGAAAAAUUCCUCCACUUUUUCCACAAGGUUUGAUUGUUGAGCAAAGAGCACCUAAAGUAAACAACAACGAUUCCCCGCCACCACCUCUCUCACUUUCCCCGAAAAGAAGGAAGAGAAAAAGUAGUGAAGAGAAAGAAGAAAUGAUAUUAGCUGAGCAGUCAUCACCUGCACCUCCACCAGGCUCAGAUGGGGUUGUAAAAACUGAAAUGAAGGGUGGUUCUGAAUCAGGUGGUGAACAAUUUGAGUUUGAAGAUGAUGAAGAAAUAGACCUCAGCAAGCCAGGCACGUCUGCCAACAGUCAUCCCCCAGGUGGUUGGAAUGCAUCUACUGAAUCUCAAUCAGAUGAUGCUUUUACUCUACCUGGGGGAUCACAAGAACAAGGGGAAACUCAGAAAAUCCGACUGACGGACUUUCGUGGCCACACUUCUGCUGCUGCUUAA
Messenger RNA from Nezara viridula (southern green stink bug), 918 nucleotides. Lineage: Eukaryota; Metazoa; Arthropoda; Insecta; Hemiptera; Pentatomidae. The record is from the annotation of a GenBank genome assembly.